Messenger RNA from Anolis carolinensis (green anole), 9898 nucleotides. RefSeq names its product pulmonary surfactant-associated protein A. The transcript has 4 exons. NCBI's taxonomy places the organism in Eukaryota, Metazoa, Chordata, Lepidosauria, Squamata, Anolidae. The coding region runs from base 293 to 1030 and encodes 245 amino acids. The record is from RefSeq and is a predicted model, not a curated record. Gene Ontology annotation, molecular function: signaling receptor activity.
GAAAUACUAGCGUGACUUCAAUUUGCAUAUCUCUAUCAGCCUUACCAGCUGAUACUGCUAUUAUUAGAUAUUUCCUCAGAACACCUUUCAUUGUCUUUGUUUCAGUUUGUACUGCUGAGUUCUAGAAAUUAUUAUUUCUGUUUUGCUCUUGUUCCAGUUGUGCUUAACUGUAUCAGUGCAGGCAUUUUUUUUCCAGAAUAAGAACUAGUCAUUUUUGCUAUAUUUCAGGAGAUAUGAGUUACUCUUGUAGGAAUCAUGUUGGUCAAUUUAUUCUUUUUUCAGCUGGUCAGAAAUGAAGCUGUUGCGCCAGUUGUUUUAUGUGUCAGUGAUAGUAGCCCUUUCCUCUCCAUGUCUUGGAGAAGACAAAUGUGCAGGAGUUCCAGGAAUCCCAGGGACUCCAGGGGCUAAUGGGAUGCCUGGAAGAGAUGGACGGGAUGGCAUGAAAGGUGAUCCAGGACCACCAGGUCCUAUGGGCCCCCCUAACGGUCUGUCAGGUGUUCCUGGAAGAGAUGGACUUCCUGGCCCACCAGGGUUGAAAGGUGAACCAGGAGAGAAGGGAGAGCCUGGACCAGAAGGCCUGCCCGCUUUUCUUGAUCCUGAAGUGCAGGAAAUCCUUCGCAGUUUGAAUCAAAGAAUUUUGAGACUUGAAGGAGCUCUUGCUUUGAAAGGAAUAAUACAUAAAGUGGGGAACAAAAUAUUUGCUACGAAUGAACAAUUGGUUGAUUUUGAAUCCACACUUCAAAUAUGCAACAAUUCUGGGGGAUCUGUUGCAGUACCCAUGAAUGAAAUGGAGAAUAAUGCUGUUUGGGACAUUGUGAAAAAUAUAAAUCAAUAUGCCUACCUGGGAAUCAAGGAAAGCCCAAUUCCAGGAGAGUUUGUGUAUUUUGAUGAAACCCCUGUGAAUUAUACCAAUUGGCGUCAGUAUGAACCAAAUGGGAAGGGGAAGGAAAACUGUGUUGAGAUACACACCGAUGGACGCUGGAAUGACAAAAAAUGUAACCAGUAUCGUCUUGUUGUCUGUGAAUUUUAAACACAUUCUUCAAUUACAAAAUUUCAAAUUAUAUAACCUAAACCAAUGAAAUGGUUGUGGCAUCUGAGACUGUAGUUUUAUUAAGGCCCUACUGAUAUUUGCCAACAGUUAUGGGUGAUUUCAUGGAUUUUUAAAAGAGUGAAUGGAUUUUCUCUUUCGGUGAAAUAAAUUGGCAAGUAUCAGAAAUAAAUAGCUAUUUCAUUAUAAAUCCCAAAAAACCCUAUUAGUUCAUAAAUCAUAACUUUAGUAGUCAAAAUUUUCAUCCAUUCAUAUUAGGCAAGGGAAUCAUUCAGCGGAAUAAUCAAUUGAACUUGAAGGGGCACCGUUGUUGACCCUCAACAAGCCAUUUUAAUUAUACAUUUCCCUUCUUUCCUGUCCUCUUUUCUCUUCAUUUCCUCUCUCUAUUUCUUCAUUUUCUGGAUGUAUAUCAGUAUGUCUGUUUAUUGCUAUGGUUGUGAAUGAAAUAAAAUGCCAGAAAAGCACCAAAAAGAGGAGGUGUGUCUUGAUGGAACAAGCAUGUUGUAGAGGUUUGAGUAUUGGACUAGGAUUCUGGGACACUGUUGUUUAAAACCAUGAAAUCUAAUGACCUUAGAUAAGUUAAACUAUCCCAGCCUUAGACGAAGGCAAUGGCAAACUGCUUCUGAAUAAAGCUUGCAUUUUUUAAAAAAAUCCCAUAGGAUAGAGCAUGGGUAAGAUCUUUUGCCUUGGGGCUGCAUUGUGGGACUGGCUGGGAGGGCCAGGCCAGGAGGGAGGGGGGCCGGGCACAUGCUGGGUGAGUCAGGAGGACCCAGGAAAGGACGUGGCCAGGAGGGGGCAGGGCAGGGCCCCAGUCAUCCUCAGGUUGUCCUCCCAGCAUAGGAACAGGGCUGUUCACAAGGCUUGAGCGAUCCACGUAAAAAUUGAUUCUAAACUCGCUUCAAAAGUAGGGGGCGCUAGCAUUUCGUUUCCAAAUUUUGUCCUCAAAAUUUUUUGAAAUUUAACAAAAAUUCGUUAGUUUCAAAAGUAAUUCGUUAAUGGCAGACGUGCAUGCGCAGUGGCCCAAAACAGCCCGGGAGGGGGCUUUUACGGGGCUCUCCUGCACUCAUUUUUUUCAGCUAUCCUGAUCAAAUUUGGUACAGUGGUAGAACACAAUCCACCCUGCUUGCUCACCAAACUGCAGAGUGUUUGCCCUUUCCUCAGAUUUAUUGCGCAAUUUCACAGUUUAUAUAGAAAAUCUUUAUUUAACAAUUGCAAAAAUCUGUUCCUGCUUUUAUAUUGUUAUUUCCUGUUCAAUGGGGUUUCCUUCACUGUGAAAGUCCUUCUUCUACUUGUGUAAUAUUGUUUCAGUGCCCGUAAAUCUGUCAAAAUGUUAGGACAUUGGUGGCCAAGAGACACAUUGCGCUGCCACAAUGCACAAUGACUUUCCCCAGGCAUCCAGGUUGGAGGCAAUUCUACCACAGUGGGCAAGCCCCUCCACCUCCCAAUAAAUGUAAGAUUUGCGCGACGUUGGUUUGAGUUAUCGCCUGAUGUUAAAAUGGGUGCUUGGAUCCCACUCCCCGGGGAACCAGCCACUGUUGGGCGGCACCCACCCUAGACCCUUUCCCUAAAGCAUCAGGGCGGGGGCUUAGCUGCCGAGAUAGACAUGGGGGCUUGGAUCCAUUAAAAACACUGGCAGGGGGAGGGGAAGGUAGGACUGCAGCCGUUUUGCAGCCUUGGACGGUGUUGUUAAAAAUUCAGAAAGGCCUGCUUUCAUGAAGGUCCUCCAGAGAACCCGGGGCGGUCAUCCUGAAAAAGGAAGGAUCUGGCCAAAGUAGCCCAAUUCUGGACAGAAGGAAAGCUGAGAGAGAACUGAGAUGCAUCAUGGGAAACCCGACCAAGUUGGCCAAGAGGCAACGAAAACCAAAAGAAAAAAUCACCGUGGGGAUCCGAACCUCUAUGUCUAUCUCAGCAGCAAAGACCCCACCCUCCGCCGGCCACAGUUGGCUGGCAUGUGUCCCAGAAAAAGAGAGAGAGAAAAUAAGAGGACCCCGCGCUAAAGGAAGCUUCUUGGCAAAUUUGCCCAAAUACGGACAGAGGGAAAGCUGAGAGAGAACAAAGAUGCAUCGCGGGAAACUCGACACAAUUGGCCAAGAGGAAACAACAAAAGAAAAAAUCCCUGUGGGGAUUCGAACCUCUAUGUCUAUCUCAGCAGUAAAGACCCCACCCUCCACCGGCCACAGUUGGCCAGCACGUGUCCCAGAGAAAGAGAGAGAAAAAAUAAGAGGACCCCACGCUAAAGGAAGCUUCUUAGCAAAUUCGCCCAAAUAUGGACAGAGGAAAAGCUGAGAGAGAACAGAGAUGCAUCGCGGGAAACUCGACACAAUUGGCCAAGAGGAAACCAAAAACAAAAGAAAAACUCCCCGUGGGGAUCCGAACCUCUAUGUCUAUCUCAGCAGCCACAGUUGGCCGGCACACAUCCCAGAGAGACUGGCCCGCCCCACCCACAAAGUUUUCUGUUUUUGUGACCUUAUGCUCUGCUCUGCGGCGAAAUUCUGUCAUGUUACUUCUCUCCGAAAAGACUACCGGAAGGUCUCGGUAACGGCUGUCCUAAAAGGCCAAAUGUCAUCCCACCCCAACGUGGGAAAGAAAAAUAAGUAUUCGAUCAAACCGAAGAGGCUUUACUGCCAGACAAAAAGGCAGUUAAACCACUCCACACUCCAAGGCCUUAGCAGACAGUUUAUCGCCCAUUGCGACCAGGAAAGCAGAAAACUUAGGGCCCCCUGACCUCACAAUUUCUCUUCUAUUUGCUUUGCCUUUCCUCUCCUUUGCGUCGCUUCCACAAAGUUUUCUGUUUUUGUGACAUCGCUUUCUGCUUCACUCAAUGCUAAAUCUUCACCAUCCCCAAGUCGAUGGAUACUGCCGCUCGAUUAACCCAAAGCAAAAUGUUGUUUUGAGUGGCACAAUCUCAGGCACUUCCUUGUUAUCAAGGUGAGGUAGUCCGUUGUUGACUUUGAGGUAGUCCGUUGUUGACUUUGAGGUAGAGAUGCAAUGCAACAGUACUGUAGUCUCCAUCAUCCAAGACUCAGUGAUACUAUAUCAAAGCCAUUACUGUUGCAAAUGUUUUCAAUGUUCUCUCCUCAUCAAAGUUUCUGCUGGCCCGUUAUCUCGGAUAAGUGAGACUCUACCGUAUUUCUUUUUCCUGAUUUUUUUAGGGAAGGAACCACAUCGAUUAGAAUAAUGUUCUUUCUCUAGAGUAACUGGGAGGAUCUGGAUAAGACCACAGUCAUAGUACUUUCGCGGAAAAUAAUUUUUAAAAAGGAUUGAGAUUUGAUUUUAAUCCGUUCUGUACCCAAAGCGGGUGCAUUUCCUAUCUUGGUUUUUAUAGACUAAGUUCCCCUUGAAUAUCAGAACAACUUCUUCCCAGCCAGAAUCAUUAAUAAGGGAGACAAAACCUGGACGAACUGCGGGUACUGCCCCCUAGGGAAUGGUGUCUCCGAAAACGAAAGCGGACAACGGUGUGCGAUGAUUAAGACGAACAGGAAAACUCUAGAGUACAGAAGGGAUAACUGAGAUCUAGGAAAGCUUUGGAGGAUAGAGGAGAGAGGUGUGGGACAUAAGGGAAAGGGACCCCCCCCAAAAAAAAAAAUUAGCCAAAGGUAAUCAGAAGCAGAGCAGCUUAAAGGAAGAUUACUGUUGUUCUAGGAGGCGUGAGUGUCAAAAUCCAAAUCAGAGAAAUUCAACACGGGAAGGUUGGCCUUCAAGAAGACCAGUUUCUCAACUGUUUGUGGGUCCAGCAAGCUGUGGUGGGGUGUGACUACAUCUCCCGCUAGGCUGAAGACCCUUUCGCUCUGCACGCUGGUGGGUGGACAGCUGAGAAACUGGUGGGCUACGUGCGACAGAUCCGGCCACAUGUGAUCACGUGAAGCCCAGUAAGCCAAUGGAUCACAGGAAAUUAUCUCUGGAGGCUCCUCAAAGUACCAGUUGACCGAGCAUUCGGCCGAGUCUAUCUUUUGCACAGAAGCCAGCAAAGAGGUAUCUUCUGAGCGGGCUAGUAUGGCCACCGUCUCUGCAAAGAAAGCAUUUCCUUGUCGCUGCUGGAGACCCGUUACCCUACGGCAACCCCCAGCCGGCUCCCCGGGACUGUCGCUCUUGCCACUUGCGCUAGUGCAGGGAGUGGCAGGCAUCUCCGGUAGAGGAGCCACUGUGCCCGUUUCCCCCACCCUGGCAGCAAAGACCUCCCUCACAAGGUUAACUAGCUGGGCCUUCCAUACGGUAAAGUCUUUUGGGCAGACGGUGUACUUUAGCCAUGGAUCGCACAAGGCUGCCAGCAUAUGGAUCUUGCUGGUUAGAAGUGGCUCUAGGCGUUUCCAUACAGCAAAGGACAACCUCCUCACCAUCUCCUGGACCUGCAGUGUCAGCGGGCCAGCCAGGGAGUCCAGUGUUCGACCGGCCCCAAGCAUUUCAAGGUGCCUCCUUAGCCCCAAGACAAGGGUCACCACCUGGCUAAGAAGGGCUUUUGAUUCUGAAAAGGUCUCUGUGGCAUCUUUGAAUGGCUUCAGGACGUCUACCAGCUGGGAGAUGGUGUCCCACUCUUGCUUACUUGGCACAAGCUUGCUUACAGGCGCAACUAAGGAAAGGGAGAUGCCGUGUACCACCUUCUGCUGCUUGACCAUGCAUGCCAGCAUCUUAUAGGUUGAAUUCCACCAGGUAGAGACGUCUGGAGCAGUUUGUGCUGCGGGAGCCCUUCAAGGUUCUGUCUCUCUCUCAGCUCCCGGGCUGCCUUGGUGCUCCUGUGGAAGUAGCCCGCGAUCUUUCUGCAGCGUUCGAUCAGCAGGGCGAUGUUUGCGGUGCUGGUCGGCUGCUCUUCGGGGCUCUUUAAACCUUCCUUGAUGGUAUUGUGAAGCAAGUGGGCCAUGCAGGUGACAUUCGAAAACCCUGCAUUUUCCACCGCUUUGAUCAUAUUUUUACCAGCGUCAGUCACCAUGAACCCCCUCCUCAUUUCUUCUGGCCUGCACUGCAUCCACUCCCCCAUCAUGUUUCCCAGAUAGCUGCAGAUGGUCUCUGCCUUGUGAUCACGAUCAACUACCUCCAUAGAGAGGAGUGCCCAACGAUGGGAUGUAUCCAUACUGCCUUCUUUCUCCCACCAAUGCGCUGUCAGAGAGAGGUAGGAAUGUCCCCCUCCCAAGCUCAACCAAAUAUCAGAGGUAAAAUGGAUGUGUCCUCCCAUGGCGCUCUGCAACAUCUGGACAAUGCGUUCUUUGCAGCCCUCAUACAAGCCGGGAAUAACUGUUCAGGAAAAGGUGUGAUGGGAGGGGAUUUUGUAGCGGGGGCAAAGGAGUUUCAUAAGGCGAACAAAGCCAUCUUGUUCAACCAAACUGCCAAGGUGGCACGCUGAGCAUGGACAUUAAAAUGCUCCCAAAUAUAUGACCUUGGCCUUCCCAUAGCCACUGCGCUGAUGCCCAGGGAGGUUGGAGUCAUGGGCACCAUAACAGCAGUCCAAGAAAGUCUAAGAUUUGAUGGUACUACUUCAUCUUCCUCCUCCUCACUGUCAGUAGCGGGUGGAGGGGUGGGGUUUCCGAGAUCCUCACUAUCCUGUACUUCCAGGACGGCAACACCUCCAUGUUCCAUUGUUCGUGCACUUGUCUCAGCUCCAACAGACAACUGGCUGCGGGUGGAGGGCUGUGAACUUCUAACAGUCGAACAGCCAGCUUCAUCAUCAAGUCCACCCACUCCCAUCGAGGCGUGUUCAAGACGGAUGGAAUUCCCCCUAACUUUUUUGGCCCCCCACAGAGUCUGGGCUGUGGCUUGACCAUUACCAGGACUUGGUCCACCAGACCCGCGUUCAGCUGAACGCUUCAUGAUAGCGGGUGGUUUUCAGCUUUCAGAAGGGAGGAAGGGAUUGCGUUACAGGGAGGAAAGAAGUGUUGUUUGUUGUUUGGCAACAUGUCCUAGGUGUAUCAGAAACCCUUCUCUUACUGUUGUUCUUAUUCUGAUACUGUAAAAUGGGUAUACCAGUAUUUUCCAGACUUUGCAAGUGUUGAUAGGAGUAAGAGAGCCAGCCAAUGUGCACUAGUGUGCAAGAAAAGAAAAUGGAAAAGUAUUCCCCCCUCCUUGUUGUCCACGUUCUAUUUCUGUGGAUUAUGGGUGCUGCACCGUUUAUCAGACUUUGCAAGCGUUGAUAGGAGUAAGAUAGCCAGCCAAUGUGCACUUACUGCACUAGUGUGCAAGAAAAUAAAAGGGAAAAAUACAGCCUCCCUUGUUGUCCACGUUCUAUUUCUGUGGAUUAUGGGUGCUGCACUGUUUGCCAGACUUUGCAAGCGUUGAUAAGCUUAAGAGAGCCAGCAAAUGUGCAGUGCAAGAAAAUAAAAGGGAAAAAUACAGCCUCCCUUUUGUCCAAGUUGUAUUUGUGUGGAUUAUGGGAGUUGCAAUGAAAAGUUUCCCAAUAAAACCCCCCAAAAAGCUGCUGAGUUAGUACUACUUUUAUUCUUUGACCGAAAGAAAACUAAAAGCCCACCCCGCCCCAGACAAUAUGGCCAGCAGAAAAAUUGCAGCGCUGGUGGGCAAAUGGCAAACGCCAAGCUGGUGGGGAAAAAAAGCCCACAGGCCCUUUUUAAAAACACCCUCCUCCCCAAACACCUACCCUUUUUUCCCUCCUCACCCACCCUUUCCCCCCGGUCUUCUUUGGAUCAAGCUCAGCCAAGGAAGCUGUGACGCAGCACUAAAAUCUUGCCUGCCUGGAAUCUCACUCUAAGGCAACCAACUACCCUCUCCAGAUCCCCGGUACGAAUGAGCAACGAGGCUCCCAGUGCAGGCUCUUUUCAUUCAGGACGUACAAGCCCUUCCCCUGAGUUAAACGUGCUCUCCGAUUGGCCACAAGGGGGAAACAACAUGCUAGGUUGCCCCAGUGGACUGAAACAAGUUUGGGUGAUUUGCAAAUGCUUGUUUUCCUAACGAAAAAAAAAAACAAUGACAUCAGAAAAAUUGCCUAUCCCGGUUCGAAACUGUGGGAUCCACACGACGGGACAAUGCGAUUCAAAUAUCACUUCAAAAGCGACAAAACAAAUGAAUUACUAACGACAAAUGGGGAAAUCGAAUUUUUUGAGCAAGCCUACUGUUCACCCCAUCCUUAUGCUGGGAGGAAGGCUAGACACGCGGUGAUUGCCCCGAUAUUACUUCUCAUCCUCCUCCCCGAUCCUCGGGCUCUCCUCUUGGCAUUAUGCCGGGAGAUGGUGAGACAUACAGUGGCUGACAGUGCUCCAGAGGGCUUUCAGCUGCUAUGUGCCUUCCUCCCCCAUCUUUUUGGCAUAAGAAUGCAGUGGGGCACUAUGUCCUUAUGCCAAGAAGAUAGGAAAUGAGGAGGGCCUGAGGUAAGCACCCAGGGGCCGCAUCGUGCCUCCGGACCUUAGUUUGCACAUGCCUGGGAUAGAGUCACCAUUACCUGGAGUCAAUGUGAAGGCAUAUGGUGGCAACUGCAGCAGCAAGAACAACUUUAUGACACAUGCAUACACACAACUAAAAUACCAUGAACAAGAGCUUCUACUCUGCCCUCAUCAUACAGAUAUGGCAGUCUGCUCACAGACAUAUUUUAAUGAAUAUUAAAAAUUCUCUUUAAUAGUUGCUCUGCAGUACAGUAAUGCUAAAGCAGCAAAUAGGAUGGCCUCAAUGCUAAACUGCCUGAAAUUAAUUACAGAUUAUUCAUAUAAUAUUUAAACAGCCACCAAGUAUUUGCUAAGAAAAUAACGUACAAAAGAAUGUUUGAGAAUCAGGAUGUUCCUUGCAUUUGAUGAGUAUUUGGGAACUGGUCCAGGUAUUAUUGUGUUUCAUGAGAAAACUUGCAUUAUGAGGCAUUGUUUAUAAAAGGUUUACUUCCAUACCACGUAGUAGAGAACUUUUUUUUGCUAGGUAACUCAAUAAACAUGGCUCUGUAUUUAGAAGUUCACUUAUGAGGUCAACCCAUCCACAGAAAUCCUUUGAUGGAGCAAUCUAAAACUUAUUUUAGAAACUAGAUUCCCUGAACAUGGUAGGGCUUAUGUCAAAGAAGGCAUUAUCAGAUUUCACAGUAAAUCAUGUGUUGGGUUACAUUCCUGUGAAGUGUACUUCUCAAACCUGUGGUAAAAGUAAAUAACUAGUUAGGCAUGGAGCUGAAUCAGCUUCUUCAUGCUUUCCUGUGUUAAGAACAUUUUCACAUGACACAAAAAGUGAGAAAAGCUCAAAUGUGCUUUAAAGAUCUCACAUAAAUAAGAGCAGGGGUCCUCAAACUUUUAAAGCAGAGGGCCGGUCCACAAUCCUUCAGCUGUGGAGGGGCCUGUAAAGAUGUCAUGAUCAUUGUGUUUUAUUCAUGAUUGUUAUGUUUAGGUUGACUGUUUAUACAGAAGCUGGGAGCCUCUAAGGCAUGGCCAAGAAAAGGGGCGUGGCUUCACCUUGCUGGUGGAAGCCUUAGAAUUCAAAAUUUAGCAGUUGGAAUUUGGCAGUUGGAGUUUGUCGGUUGAGCAGAGCAGUUGGUUCUAUUCAGUGGGAAAGGAGUGUGAUCGAAAUAAAGAGAUUGUGGGAGGAAGUUGAGCAGCUAGAGAGUUUUAGCGGAGAAGGGCUAAAACUAAAGUUGCUGAGCCUUUAGUAGGAAUAACUAAAGAGCUGAGGUUACAUCCCUAAGUCAUAGAAGGACUAGGGUUAACCAGUUAAACUCCCCAGUCCAAGUUUGAUCGGGUACAGAUCAAUUAAGUUCAAGAAGGACAGUAUUCCUAACUGAAAGAAACAAGUCUUAUAAAGCUAAUACCAUACUAAGCUCAGUGAAACGAUUGAAAAGUCUUGCAACACUUACUGUACAGAAGUAACAUCGUUCAACUUAAGUUAUAACAUUCUUGCAACCAUCAAGCUUUGUACUAUAAAUAAACAAGUUACUGUUUCUUCAAA